AUGAGUUCGUUCAGCACGAGGGCCCUGACGCUGCUCUCGUCGGUCUUCGGGGCGUGUGGUCUGCUGUUGGUGGGCGUGGCCGUGUCGACGGAUUACUGGCUGCUGAUGGAGGAGGGGAUCGUCCUGCAGCAGAACCAGACCACUGAGACCAAGAUGGCGCUGCACUCAGGGCUGUGGAGGGUCUGCUUCGUGGCAGGACCAGAGACGGGGAGAUGUGUGGCGGCAGAGUAUUUCACGGAGCCAGAGAUCGAGAUCACAACAGAGAACACAGCCAACAUACUCAAAAUGGUCCGCACCGCCACUCCCUUCCCCAUGGUCUCCCUGCUCUUCGUCUUCACCGCCUUCAUCAUCAGCAACAUCGGACACAUCCGGCCGCAGCGCACCAUCCUCGCCUUCGUGUCGGGGAUCUUCUUCAUACUGUCAGGUUCAUGA
Molecule: messenger RNA, 432 nt
Organism: Notolabrus celidotus (New Zealand spotty)
Lineage: Eukaryota; Metazoa; Chordata; Actinopteri; Labriformes; Labridae
Product: voltage-dependent calcium channel gamma-7 subunit-like
Exons: 4
Coding region: 1-432 (143 amino acids)
Biological process (GO): neurotransmitter receptor internalization; postsynaptic neurotransmitter receptor diffusion trapping; transmission of nerve impulse
Cellular component (GO): postsynaptic density membrane; AMPA glutamate receptor complex
Molecular function (GO): voltage-gated calcium channel activity; channel regulator activity
Source: RefSeq, a predicted model, not a curated record